AUGUCUUCCAUUAAGAUUGAAUGUGUUUUGCCAAAGAACUGCCGGUGUGGUGAGUCUCCAGUGUGGGAGGAAAGAACCAGGUCUCUGCUCUUUGUAGAUAUUCCUGCAAAAAAGGUUUGCCGCUGGGAUUCACUUACCAAGCAAGUGCAGCAAGUGACUGUGGAUGCCCCUGUCAGCUCUGUGGCCCUUCGCCAGUCUGGAGGCUAUGUUGCCACAGUUGGAACAAAGUUCUGUGCUUUGAACUGGGAAGAUCAGUCAACAGUUGUCCUGGCCACUGUGGAUAAAGAUAAGAAAAACAAUCGAUUCAAUGAUGGAAAGGUGGAUCCUGCUGGGAGAUACUUUGCUGUUGCCAGAGGAUCAGUGUUUGUGAAAAUGGAGAGAAAGGACUCCUCUAUUACUCCUCAAGAGAUCCAGAAACAUGGCUCAGGUUGGAACAUGUGCUAGAACUAUGAUUUAAAUAAAAUAUUUGGUUAUCUAGGGAAAAGACUUCAAACUGUGAAAUUGCCUGUUGAUAAAACAACUUCAUGCUGCUUCGGAGGGAAAGAUUAUUCUGAACUGUAUGUGACCUGUGCACGGGAUGGGAUGGAUCCUGAAGGUCUCUUGAGGCAGCCUGAAGCUGGUGGCAUUUUCAAGAUAACUGGCCUGGGUGUCAAAGGAAUUUGCCCCUACCAUUAUGCAGGAUAA
Molecule: messenger RNA, 684 nt
Organism: Chrysochloris asiatica (Cape golden mole)
Lineage: Eukaryota; Metazoa; Chordata; Mammalia; Afrosoricida; Chrysochloridae
Gene: RGN
Product: regucalcin
Exons: 5
Biological process (GO): L-ascorbic acid biosynthetic process
Molecular function (GO): gluconolactonase activity; enzyme regulator activity; calcium ion binding
Source: RefSeq, a predicted model, not a curated record